Molecule: messenger RNA, 1595 nt
Organism: Sardina pilchardus (European sardine)
Lineage: Eukaryota; Metazoa; Chordata; Actinopteri; Clupeiformes; Clupeidae
Gene: esr1
Product: estrogen receptor 1
Exons: 8
Coding region: 326-1501 (391 amino acids)
Biological process (GO): estrogen receptor signaling pathway; regulation of transcription by RNA polymerase II; cellular response to estrogen stimulus
Cellular component (GO): chromatin; nucleus
Molecular function (GO): nuclear steroid receptor activity; estrogen response element binding; nuclear receptor activity
Source: RefSeq, a predicted model, not a curated record
UCAACUGCCCCCCUUCCACACACCCCCGGGCCCCCCCACAGCACUCUACCUGGAGACGCCCGCCAGCUCAGCAUACAGGUCGAGUGAGCCCGAGGAGCUGAGUGGCGGCCCCCCCAGGCUGGAGGAGUGUAGUGCAGGAGCACACAAGGAGACGCGCUACUGCCCCCCCAGGCUGGAGGAGUGUACUGCAGCAGCAGCAGCACACAAGGACACGCGCUACUGUGCCGUGUGUCAAGACUACGCGUCCGGCUACCACUACGGGGUCUGGUCCUGUGAGGGGUGCAAGGCCUUCUUCAAGAGGAGCAUCCAGGGUCAUAAUGACUACAUGUGCCCGGCUACUAACCAGUGCACCAUCGAUAGGAACCGCAGGAAGAGCUGCCAGGCCUGUCGCCUCCGCAGGUGCUACGAAGUGGGCAUGAUGAAGGGAGGGUUCCGUAAGGAGCGUGGUAGGAGGGUUCUGCGACGUGAGAAGCGUCCUUUUGGCGAGCGGCCGUACGGCGAGCCCCUGCAGAGGCCGGCUCCACCUGUGGGCCCAGGAGAGGUACUGCAGCUGCUGCUGGGGGCGGAGCCACCGAUGCUGUGCUCACGCCAGAAGCCCUCGCAGCCCUACACCGAGCUCAGCAUGAUGACGCUCCUCACCAGCAUGGCCGACACGGAGCUCGUGCACAUGAUCGCCUGGGCCAAGAGGAUCCCAGGGUUCCCGGAGCUGUCGCUGCAUGACCAGGUGCACCUGCUGGAGAGCUCUUGGCUGGAGAUCCUGAUGAUCGGACUCAUCUGGAGGUCCAUCCACUGCCCAGGGAAGCUGAUCUUCGCCCAGGACCUCAUCCUAGACAGGAACGAGGGCACGUGUGUGGAGGGCAUGGUGGAGAUCUUCGAUAUGCUGCUGGCCACAGUGGCGCGCUUCCGCAGCCUCAAGCUCACACCGGAGGAGUUCGUGUGCCUCAAAGCCAUCAUUCUGCUCAACUCAGGUGCGUUCCCCUUCUGUUCCAGUGCGGUUCCUCGACUGCAGGACUGCUACAGUGUGCAGCGGAUGCUUGACACCAUCACCGACGCCCUCAUCUUCUGCAUCAGCCAAUCAGGAGCCUCCGUGAUUCUGCAGUCUCGCCGGCAAGCUCAGCUCCUCCUACUGCUCUCACACAUCAGACACAUGAGCAACAAGGGCAUGGAACACCUCUACAGCAUGAAGUGCAAGAACAAGGUUCCGCUGUACGACCUGCUGUUGGAGAUGCUGGAUGCCCACCGCCUCCACUCCCCAGAGACCCCCAACCUCCCAAGCCUCCACCUCCACUCCCCAGAGACCCCCAACCUCCACCUCCACUCGCCAGAGACCCCCACCCUCCCCAGCCUCCACCUCCACUCCCCAGAGACCCCCAACCUCCGCCUCCACAGCCCAGGGAAGGAGGCCCGGGACUGGGCUGAAGACAACAGGGCAUCCCCCCUCACCCCCAACCUCCCUGUGGCCACCGGACCGUACGGCUCCUUGAGCCCUGCAGCCCAGUAGCAACCCCACAGCUCCACCUAGAGGCUCCGCCCAGUAGUGUCCCCACAGCUCCACCUAGAGGCUCCGCCCAGUAGUGUCCCCACAGCUCCACCUA